CAACAUAUGUGACACCGACCCCUCCACAUAACCUGAAAGCCCAUAGUUAAAGUUGAUAGUAGUAUAUAAAAAUCCCACAUUCCCAUCGACUGCAUACAGCUUGAGAUCAAUAAUGGCGUUAGAAAAAGUGAAACAAGGGGUGAAAGGAAGCUGGGAAAUGGUGGUAAAAAUAGGAGGUGAAGAUCCAAGAAAAAUAGUCCACGCAAUAAAAGUGGGAGUGGCCAUGGCCGCUGUAUCUCUAAUCUACUACUUUGAUCUCUUUCACGACGGCUACUCUACCGGUAGUGGCCUUUACGCCAUGUGGGCCGUCAACACUGUCGCCGUUGUUUUCGAGUUCUCCAUAGGUCCGGUCCCUCCCUCCCCACAACUCCCCUUAUUUAACACUACAUAUAAUUUUUUCAUUUCAGGAGCUACCAUUGGCAAAGGAGUGAAUAGAACGUUGGCGACGCUGUUGGGAGGCGCAUUAGGAGUUGGGGCACACGGCGCCACCAGCUUUGCCGGGAACACGCCGCCCGAGUCCAUCAUGCUCGCAUUCAUCAUUUUCUUCAUAUCUGGAUUGGCGACGUUUGGUCGAUUUAUUCCAAAGCUGAAGGCGAGAAACGACUAUUUUUUCUUGAUAGUAAUAGUGACGUAUGGAUUGAUAGCGGUGUGCACUUAUCGUGGCGAAAAGCUGAUAGAGAUGGCGGAGAAAAGGAUGUCUACUGUGUUGGUUGGUUAUGCCACCGUACUUGUUUGUUGCUGCAUAUGCCCCUGUUGGGCCGGCCAAGAUCUUCACACUCUCGUUGCUACUAACAUCCACACGCUCGCAAACUUCUUGGAAGGUUUUGAAGGCGAAUAUUUCGGGACAGGCAAUAAAAACCAUGAAAUGGAAGGCUAUAGAGGAGUUAUUGAAUCACAGAGCAUUGAAGAAUCACUGGUGAAUUUUGCAAAAUGGGAGCCUAGGCAUGGCAAAUUCAGAUACUGGCACCCUUGGGAGCACUACCUUAAAAUUGGAAGGCUAACACGAGAAUGCGCGUGCAAGAUCGAUGCACUCAACGGCUGUCUUAACUCGGACAUGAAGACGCCACUAGAGAUUCGAGAAAAGAUGAAGGAGGCAUGUACAGAGAUGAGCCGGGAAUGCAGUGAGGCUUUGGCAGAAUUAGCGGAGGGGAUGAAAGCAAUGACGCGGUCCACGCAUGCUGAUCCGCACGUGAAAAGGGCGGAAGCUGCAGCCAUGAAUCUCAAAUUGGUGCUCCAGACUCCUCUAUGGGGCGAUGCUCAUCUCCUCGAUCUGUGCCCCGCGGCCACCGUGGCUUCCCUGCUCAUGCAAAUUGUUGGUUGCACGGCCAAAAUAGUAGAUUCUGUUCAUGAACUCGCCACCUUGUCCAAAUUCAAGAAUCCAAAUGCAGUUACUGAUGUUGUGCUCAUUAAUGUUCCUCUAGAUAUUAAGUAAAAUAUCAAGGGUCACGCGAAUCUAGUUUGACCCAAAAUGCCAUAUAGUCAAAUUCAAUUGUUUGUCACCAGCUUAAUUUUAAUAAAAAAAAUUCCCGUUUUUUUUGUUAACAAAAA
Molecule: messenger RNA, 1548 nt
Organism: Salvia splendens (bonfire salvia)
Lineage: Eukaryota; Viridiplantae; Streptophyta; Magnoliopsida; Lamiales; Lamiaceae
Product: aluminum-activated malate transporter 2
Exons: 4
Coding region: 113-1432 (439 amino acids)
Biological process (GO): malate transport
Source: RefSeq, a predicted model, not a curated record